UAAUAUAUAUGAGAGAACGAAAAAAAUAUAUUUAGCUUAACACAGAUUGGGUCAUGGAAUCAUUUCGUUUAAUUGAACCUGGCACCAUAAACAAUACAGAAACACAUAACCAAGUGCCAGGGAACUUUAAUAAUUGUAAGGAAGAAAAGCUUGGACGAAGAGAAAGUGUUUAUUAUGAAACAGGAAAAACAACUCCGAAUUCAACAGAUGAUAACAGUUAUGACCAGGAGUCAGAAAUCUUGUCUACAUCCGGACAACAGACAUCAGGGAACUUAAAAUCAAUAUCUUCACAAGCUGCUAGACAAUUUUCGGCUGAUGUGAAACCUCCAUAUUCAUACAUUGCCUUAGUAACGAUGGCAAUUGAAAGUGCGCCAACAGGAAUGAUGUCGUUAAAUGAAAUUUAUCAGUUUAUAAUGAAUCGAUUUCCAUAUUAUCAAAAAGACCAACAAAGAUGGCAGAAUUCCGUAAGACAUAACCUUUCUCUAAACGAUUGUUUUAUUAAAGUUCCACGUGCUGCGGGACGCCCAGGAAAGGGAAGUUAUUGGGCAAUUCAUCCAGAUUGUAAGGAUAUGUUUGGCAAUGGCAGUUUCCUGAGAAGAUCAUCACGUUUCAAAAAGAAUAAAAAAUCAGACGACUACAGCAAAAACCCGUUUGGUCACCUGUAUGGGUCUCAUUCUGCACUUCCGGUUCCACCGCCAUUACAUUCUCAUCAAUAUCCAUUUACAGCUGAUACAAAUGCAUUUAAAUGGACGCCAUUUUCAGGAUAUGCUCCUCAAACUCAAAGUGAACAUUCUCUGAAUUCUGCAUUUGGUACAAGUUUUGGACAGCAUGUCGCUGCACCGUUCAGCCAUCCAAUGUCAUCAAGUACCGCAGAUUCAUAUUAUUCGCCAACCUAUCAGACUCUUUCUUCGUCGCCGUAUAGUGGAUCAUCGCAUCAUUUUGGACACCAGAGACUCUAAACAAUUUCAAUGUGCAGUUGCCGUUAAAAAAAAUUAAGACAGGUGGGUGUAUCAGCAAAAGAUUUUGUGCAAUAGAAAUGCAUUAUUUCUGAAAGAACAUUUGUAUUCAAAUCAAAGAAACAGUGUUUCAUUUAUCACAUGCGAACAUACUCAUCUUGGUAAAUUGUAAAAAUGCUAUUAGCAAAAAUAAAAAUAUUAAGUUCAA
This is a messenger RNA of Mytilus californianus (California mussel), 1164 nucleotides long. Its product is annotated as forkhead box protein A1-B-like. The coding region runs from base 54 to 959 and encodes 301 amino acids. Gene Ontology annotation, biological process: regulation of transcription by RNA polymerase II; cell differentiation; anatomical structure morphogenesis. Gene Ontology annotation, molecular function: DNA-binding transcription factor activity, RNA polymerase II-specific; RNA polymerase II cis-regulatory region sequence-specific DNA binding. The transcript has a single exon. The record is from RefSeq and is a predicted model, not a curated record. NCBI's taxonomy places the organism in Eukaryota, Metazoa, Mollusca, Bivalvia, Mytilida, Mytilidae.